UCCGGUGCGCGGGGUGCGGUUCCGGGUCGUGGCGCGGCUCGGGACGAGAGGGCUGCUGCUUGUCCGGCCGGCGGCGGCGGCGAGCAGCGGGGGUAUGAGGGCGAGCCCGGAAAGCGGCAGCUGAGCCGGCCGGGAGGAGUGCCAGUCCCCGAGGAUUCCGAGAGUGCGGAGCUCGGAGCAGGGGCCGGGAGGCGCGAGGGAGCCGGGCCCGCCCCUCGGGAACGUGUCCCGGGGCCGACCCGGCCCGUAGUGUGGCAGCAGCUUCAGGUAGGUGAGCCCGUGAAACAAUAUGAAGAGGAGAAAAUAGCCUUUUAAGGAAAUUGGCCCACAGAAAGGAUGGCCUUCUUGGACAAUCCAACUAUCAUUCUAGCUCAUAUUCGACAGUCACAUGUGACCAGUGAUGACACAGGAAUGUGUGAGAUGGUUCUCAUUGAUCAUGAUGUUGACCUAGAGAAGAUUCAUCCUCCUUCAAUGCCUGGAGACAGUGGGUCAGAAAUUCAGGGAAGCAAUGGUGAGACUCAGGGCUAUGUAUAUGCCCAGUCAGUCGAUAUUACCUCAAGUUGGGACUUUGGUAUUAGAAGACGCUCAAAUACAGCUCAAAGAUUAGAACGACUCCGAAAAGAGAGACAAAACCAGAUCAAAUGCAAAAAUAUUCAGUGGAAAGAAAGAAAUUCUAAGCAAUCAGCCCAGGAGUUAAAGUCACUGUUUGAAAAAAAGUCCCUCAAAGAGAAACCUCCAAGUUCUGGAAAGCAGUCAAUAUUAUCUGUGCGCCUGGAGCAGUGCCCCCUGCAGCUAAAUAAUCCCUUUAACGAGUAUUCCAAAUUUGAUGGCAAGGGUCAUGUAGGCACAACAGCAACCAAGAAGAUUGACGUCUACCUCCCCCUGCACUCGAGCCAGGACAGACUGCUGCCAAUGACCGUGGUGACAAUGGCCAGUGCCAGGGUGCAGGACCUGAUCGGGCUCAUCUGUUGGCAGUACACAAGCGAAGGACGGGAGCCGAAGCUCAAUGACAAUGUCAGUGCCUACUGCCUGCAUAUCGCUGAGGAUGAUGGAGAGGUUGACACAGAUUUCCCCCCACUGGAUUCCAACGAGCCCAUUCAUAAGUUUGGCUUCAGUACCUUGGCCCUGGUUGAAAAGUAUUCAUCUCCUGGUCUGACAUCCAAAGAGUCGCUCUUUGUUCGAAUAAAUGCUGCUCAUGGAUUCUCCCUUAUUCAGGUGGACAACACAAAGGUCACCAUGAAAGAAAUCUUGCUAAAGGCAGUGAAGCGAAGAAAAGGAUCCCAGAAAAUUUCAGGCCCUCAGUACCGCCUGGAGAAGCAGAGCGAGCCCAAUGUCGCCGUGGACCUGGAGAGCACUUUGGAGAGCCAGAGCGCCUGGGAGUUCUGCCUGGUCCGAGAGAACAGUUCAAGGGCAGACGGGGUUUUUGAGGAGGAUUCGCAAAUUGACAUAGCUACAGUACAGGAUAUGCUUAGCAGCCACCAUUACAAGUCAUUCAAAGUCAGCAUGAUCCACAGACUACGAUUCACAACCGAUGUUCAGUUAGGUAUCUCUGGAGACAAAGUAGAGAUAGACCCUGUUACGAAUCAGAAAGCCAGCACUAAGUUUUGGAUUAAGCAGAAACCCAUCUCAAUCGAUUCUGACCUGCUCUGUGCCUGUGACCUUGCUGAAGAAAAAAGCCCCAGUCACGCAAUAUUUAAACUCACGUAUCUAAGCAAUCACGACUAUAAACACCUCUACUUUGAAUCGGACGCUGCUACCGUCAAUGAAAUUGUGCUCAAGGUUAACUACAUCCUGGAGUCACGAGCAAGCACUGCCCGGGCUGACUAUUUUGCUCAAAAACAGAGAAAACUGAACAGACGUACAAGCUUCAGCUUCCAGAAGGAGAAGAAAUCAGGGCAGCAGUGACACUGGCCUCCGGCCUCAAUCUGUUGCCAUCACUCAGAGCCUGCCUGCCAGGACCAGGUGGCCCUAGAGCCCACCGUGUGUCCUGCAGUCCUCGAGGGGAGGCCAGCCCCCGGCUCACGGGCACAGGGCUGGUGGGCUCUUGGGGAAGCGGGGGGCACCCCCUAGAACAGAGCUGGGGACAUUUCCACAGGACUGAAGCCUGAGUGGCACUGGCUUUGCUGAGCUGUGCCCGGGGGCCAGACGACACCCAGAGGAGCCACGUGCUGCCCAGCCAUCUUCACUGCCCGGCGGCCCUGCCUGAGGAUGUACAUAGCCGUGCCCAGACAUCUCCUUGCAACUUGAUCAAAUUUCUUGAAGAACAAAAAUGUACAUUUCUUUUUUUCCUUUUAAUAAACAGGUGUACUCUUUAUCAUGGUUGGUAUGAUGGACCAUUCUUUGGGGCAGAGGAUUGAUUAUGUUAUUCUCUUUAAAAUCUGUACCCAUAUUGAAUAGGCAGAUUGGAAAAGCUGUGGCUCGAUUUCUCAGAAGAAAUGUUUAGGGCUUAGUCAAUAGUUUUAACUAUGCCAUUUGUUUCAAUGAGCGCAUUGCUUUGAGGAUAGUAUCCUACUAAAGUUUAGGAAGGGGACCUAAUGAUGCGUGUCUGAGGCUGCGCCAUUUUCCCCUUCGGGAGCCUUCUCUCCUCAGCCCAUCCCAGCAUCUCUGACCUCGGAGAUGCAGGACUGCGCCUGGAUGAUGGGGCGACCGGGGGUCUCCAGGUCACACGGGGCUCCCGGCCGGAAGGGGUCUUUUCCAUUUCUCAAACAGCAAGUGUCUGUUUCAGCUAGCAGUGAGCCCUGCAUGUGAAUGUUCUCUGGAGUCGGACAUCUCAGCUCCCUCCCUCUUCUCCGCACAGUGCCCCCUCUGAGCAGGCCGGAAGCUGCUGCUCUUUACUGUAUCGGGAAGCACAGUGAGCAGAGAUGGGGGGCAGGGGGGACCUGCCACCACAGAGUUCCUUUCCUGCCGGGGAAGGCAAGCGUAUCGGGCGUCCACUGACACCACACCGCUGGCCACACCAGAUGCCUCUGUGGUCCUCACCAGCCUCUCCGUGUCCCUGCCAGGGUGACAUCCUCUCACACUGUCCCCGGCCAGGGUUGAGGACCAGAUGUUUCACCAAGGACCUGCAUUUCACACAGUUUUUAAAAUUGUCAUACAGAUGUGACGAAAACAGCAUCUCAGAGCCGAGGGUGUUUCUUUACACAGGGGUCAUUUUAAUGAAUUCCUCUUUCAUUCUGAUCUUGGUUCAGCCAACAGAAGCAUCCUUUUCUAAUGUCUUCCAUUCCUACCCCCCCCCCCAGAAACAAAAGAAAUAUUAUUUGUAGCUUGCUCUCUGUAUUUGAAUUUUUAGCAAUUUUAUAUUUAGAUAUCUUUGGAAAAUGUAAAUGACUAAUUUGGUCAUUAAAUCUUGUGACAUAUUCAAUAUUAAAAUGAUAUUAAAAUAAAAGUCAUAUAAAUAC
This is a messenger RNA of Ceratotherium simum simum (southern white rhinoceros), 3398 nucleotides long. It is a transcript of the gene MAPKAP1, whose product is annotated as MAPK associated protein 1. Gene Ontology annotation, biological process: TORC2 signaling. Gene Ontology annotation, molecular function: phosphatidylinositol-4,5-bisphosphate binding. Gene Ontology annotation, cellular component: cytoplasm; plasma membrane; TORC2 complex. The record is from RefSeq and is a predicted model, not a curated record. Lineage: Eukaryota; Metazoa; Chordata; Mammalia; Perissodactyla; Rhinocerotidae.